Eleginops maclovinus (Patagonian blennie) is the source of this 1199-nucleotide messenger RNA. It is a transcript of the gene gatd3l, whose product is annotated as glutamine amidotransferase class 1 domain containing 3, like. Gene Ontology annotation, cellular component: mitochondrion. The transcript has 7 exons. NCBI's taxonomy places the organism in Eukaryota, Metazoa, Chordata, Actinopteri, Perciformes, Eleginopidae. The record is from RefSeq and is a predicted model, not a curated record. Bases 124 to 933 code for a protein of 269 amino acids.
UUGCUGAUGGUAUAUAUACAGGCACGGCAAGAUCAAUAUUACUACCAUUGAAGUCUCUACAGGCUCUGUGGCAAACUUUUAAGUUGAGUUUAUCUCCUGAAACAGUGAGACAAAGGCUAAAUCAUGCUGGCAUCCAGGACUCUGCUGUCAAAACAAGCACUGGUUGUUCUCACUCGCCAGCCGGCCUGCUUUGUUCACCAUGGUGAUCAUGGCAAUUGGGGAAAUACCAAUAUUGCAGUGGUUUUCUCGGGAUGUGGCUGGUGGGAUGGGACUGAUGUCCAUGAGGGAGUAUACACCAUGUACCACCUGAGCCGUAACGGUGCUCGCUUCCAGGUGUUUGCUCCAAAUCAGCAGCAGAUGCACGUGAUGGACCACAUGAAGAAGCAGCCGGGGUCUGGAGAGAACCGGAACAUGAUGAUGGAGUCCGCUCGCUUCAGUCAUGGUCAGGGAAUGAUGCAAAUGCAAGAUCUGUCCAAGCUGGACGUUAACAGCUUUGAUGCUGUCAUCUUUCCCGGAGGCCACGGCAUCAUCAAGAAUCUAUCCACUUUUGUGAAGGAUGGGAAAGACUGCAAGCUGCAAAAUGAUGUGGAAAGGGUGCUUAAAGACUUCCACCGCUCUCGCAAGCCUAUUGGACUGGCCAGCAUGGCUCCUGUUCUGGCCUGCCGGGUGCUGCCCAGCAUCGAGGUGACCAUGGGCUACGAGCGGGAUGAAAACACCCGCUGGGGGAACUGGCCCAACACCAACAUGGUGCAGGCUGUGAAGAGCAUGGGCGCUCGCCAUAACGUCCGAGAGCCAUAUGAAGCCUUCGUGGAUGAGAAGAACAAGGUGGUCAGCACCCCUUCCUUCAUGUGGGAAACAGAGUAUCACUACCACUACAUAUUUGAUGGCAUUGGAAACAUGGUCAAACAUGUCAUGCGUAUGUCAACCAAGUGAUGUGACGGAAGAGGAAUAGAGGAAGUUGGUGUUGACAUAUGAUGUUUACCUCUGUAAUGAAUUCUUACCUGAUAAUAUAAAUGCUUAAGUUAAAAAGCAAAUGGCUUGUCGUGUAAAUUGAUUGUAUUGGUUAAUUUACAGAGAAGAUACACACAUCUGAGGGCUCAUGGGUUACCAUAUACUUAAUUUAAUUCAUAUUUAUAACUGGAGACAUAUCUUUUAAUCAUGAUAGGCAUUUUCUCACACAUGCAUGUAACCCAAACACA